AUGGCUCCCUUUGCAUACCUCGGCCAGGGCCAGAAAGUGCACAGGCCGAUGAUGGCGCAGACGGUCAAUCUCAUCCUCAUCUUCAGAUACUCGAAGGCAGAUCUCAGGUUCCAGUGUGGUUGUAAGCAAGUGACUAUUCGGGUAGAGUGUGGUGGUAGGGACUUUGCUGCAUCCACGAACCUCGUAUUAGACGAUGCAGAUGAGAUUUACUAUAAAACAAAGUCAAGGACUCAACUGGGGUGGAUCGUGCUAAAAGGAAAUACUACUCUGCUCCAAAGUGUUUCCAACUAG
Peromyscus eremicus (cactus mouse) is the source of this 291-nucleotide messenger RNA. Its product is annotated as small nuclear ribonucleoprotein E-like. NCBI's taxonomy places the organism in Eukaryota, Metazoa, Chordata, Mammalia, Rodentia, Cricetidae. The coding region runs from base 1 to 291 and encodes 96 amino acids. The record is from RefSeq and is a predicted model, not a curated record. Gene Ontology annotation, biological process: mRNA splicing, via spliceosome; spliceosomal snRNP assembly. Gene Ontology annotation, cellular component: U4 snRNP; U2 snRNP; precatalytic spliceosome. The transcript has 2 exons.